Messenger RNA from Daldinia decipiens, 4592 nucleotides. RefSeq lists its product as uncharacterized. Lineage: Eukaryota; Fungi; Ascomycota; Sordariomycetes; Xylariales; Hypoxylaceae. The record is from RefSeq and is a predicted model, not a curated record. The coding region runs from base 309 to 3995 and encodes 1228 amino acids. The transcript has 5 exons.
CCUUCCCCAAUAAAGCCUCGAUUAUCAUACUAUAACCUAGGUAGGUAUUUAAAAAUAAGCUAAGCGCGUAAAACGAUAUCGCAAUGCAAUUAGUUCGUCAGCUUCAAGGUCAUGUGACCUCGUCAGAUUACUCCAUUUGCCUGGCAUCAAUCAAGGACAUCAAUCCAACUUAAACUACCUACCUUAGGCAGGUAUCUAGGCCAACAAGUCGUCUAUUGGAACCAUGGUGCAUGGUACACUAUUUUCAGGUGUAAGAGCAUUGAGGGGUUCAAUAAAUCUUGUCGAUACUUAACCAACGAAUCAACGCCAUGGAUUCCGCACGGAAGCCCAAAGUGUUCAGAUUGCGGCAACUCCCCAGCGAUGCCAACGAAUCUCAAGCACUUGUCUAUCUCAGCAUUGGUCUUGGUAGUAUACCAGUCGACAACAUCCGGAUAUUCUCUCUAGCAAUAAGUUUAAGCCCCUGGCGUCCAACCAAGACAGCUACGCUUAUGUUUAACCCGCUUCCUGCCUUGCUCCAACAAGACCAGGGGAGAGAUGAAUGGCAGAUCAGGGUGAAUGGGCUCCAAGCACCUUUAAUACUAGAUACCCAUUUUCGUGGACUUACUCCACUCCGUGAUCCCACUCCAGAGCAUAGUUAUGAUUGCAUUUCCCUUUCGGGGCUUUCAAGCCAUCCUUUUGGUUCAUGGCAACCUAAGAAGAGUGACAAGACAUUUAUGUGGAUUAGAGAUGAAUUGCCCCUUGAUCUUCCCCAGCUUAGGCCGAUCAUCUACGGUUACGAGACAAUUCUACCUGGGAGCAGAUCAUUUCAGACGAUUACUGAUCUGGCUUCUCAGUUGAUCAACCAACUGGUAUCAAAUGGAUGGACCGCUUUGAGCGCAAAGCCUAUAGUAUUCCUUGCCCAUAGCCUAGGUGGGCUUGUACUGAAGCGCGCUAUUGUAGCCUUGGCAAAUAGUGGCUAUGACGAAGACGCUAUUCGGAUCGCCGGAGCGGUCUUUUUCGGAGUACCAAAUUUUGGGAUGGAUCAGUCGUCAUUUCGAUCGAUUGCUAGUGGAAACCCCAAUGAACCUCUCGUAGAAGACUUAUCUCCAGAUUCGCCUUGGCUAAGACGCCUAGAAUCGGAAUUUAACGGCAUCUCAUAUUUGAGAAAGAUAGACGCCUUUUGGGGGUAUGAAACUUGCACAUCCCCAACGUUGGUCGUAAACGACAGUGGGCAGCUAUCAGACGGCCCUCACGUUGUUCUUGUAACCCCCCAAUCGGCUACCAGAGGUUUGCUCGAGUCUGAUGAAAGCUUAACAUUUCCUCUCAAUGAAAACCAUUCAAACAUAGUCAAGUUUCGUCCAGGUCACGAAGACUAUAGCGUUGUUGUAGGGAGGCUUGCUCGAAUUUGUAACAUUGAACCUGCCGGUACUAUCUUAAUGGAUGUGGAUGGGAAUCAUUCAAAGAAUGCAGCCCCUGAAUUGAUUAGGUCUCGAGUGCAGGGCCGUGACUCCUUCAUGACAUCCGAAAAGUCUAAAGCUAAAGAAUGUCUCUUAAACGAGCAAGACCAAAAGAGGACUCUUAAGAAAUUGCUCAAAUCCCUCCGAGCACCUGAGAGGGAUCGGCGACUGGAGGGUAUCGCAUCAAACUUCCGAAACACGUUUGAUUGGAUAUUUAAUCACCCAGGAUGUAAAUUUGUCGACUGGUUACAGCAUGGAAAAGGGGCAUUUUGGAUCAAUGGCAGUCCUGGUUCAGGGAAGUCCACUGUAAUGAAAUAUAUUUUUGAAGACAGUAGGACUCGCGAACUUCUUCACGAUAUCCGCAACUCAUACGACGAGGUUUAUGCGGGAUUUUUCUUUCACUACCGUGGAUCACUAAUACAGAAGUCUUUUGAUGGGCUCUUGCGAGGUGUCCUUAGCCAAGUUCUGGAACAAAAGCCCAAGGUCAGCCAUAUCCUCCUUCCGCUCUUAAAAGACCUGUCUUCAGCAGAGCUUCCCACCGAAGGUUGGACCUCUGCAACAUUAGAGGAGGCCUUUACUUUAAUCUUAAACCAACAACUAUUCAAUUUAGACAUAUUCCUAUUUCUGGAUGCAUUAGAUGAAUACCAAGGACGACCCGAGUUUAUCGCUAGGUUUAUCGAGAGCCUCGUAAAACGAGAAACAGCAUCCUUAACUCGAGUUAAAGUAUGUUUUUCAAGUCGACCAUGGGCUACAUUUACUACAUGCUUCAAAGAUUACCCCGGCCUCACAAUGCAGGACUUUACUAAGCAGGAUAUACGCCGCUACUGCCUAGGUGUUAUGGAUUCCGAGCUGUCCUCUAAUGUGUGUAUCCCGAUGGUAAUCCUGGUACCACAAGUUGUCGAUCGUUCAAAAGGCGUUUUCUUAUGGGUUAAAUUGGUAGCAGCCGAUCUUGCCCGAGCUGCCAAUUCGGGAUCAAGUAAGGAAGAAUUAGAGCAGCUACUGCAGUCUUUACCAGCGGAACUUGAUGAAUACUACGCGGAAAUAGUUCAAAGGACGCCAAUAUCAUCUCGCUGGACACUUUUCGCCAUGCUAAAAAUUACUUCUCAGGCUUUAGAUCCCGUAAGAGGGUCAGAUCUCAUCGGUGCUGUUGAGUGCUCGCAAUCAUCGCAUUACAAGGAGGCGCUAUUAAUAUCAGAGCGAUUUCUACGGCUAAAAGCAGAGGGGCGCGAAGCUUACGCAUCAUACCAGAUCAAGAUACAUUCUCAAGGUCUUAUGGAACUACGCUUGACUUCGGUUGAGCUUUUACACCAGACUGUCAAGGAAUUCGUUAACCAGCCGAAGUUUAAUGCUCUCAUUCUUGACACUGAAGCAAAGGUAACAUUCGAGAAUGGAUACUCAUUCUUGGCGAAGUGGUUUUUACUUGACCACCAAGCUUUUCAAGAAUCUAGCGAAAGUAUUACGGAAGGUGACAAAAGCAGACCAGUUAGACGGCUUGAAUCUGAAACGUAUUAUGACGCUAUGGAUGAAGAUAGUUCGGAUUAUGAGGGUUAUUCUUCUGACGAAACUGAAUUGGAUAACAUGCCAAUUGGUGACGAUUAUACGAUUAUGCACGAAAAGACGAAGCAGGCAGCAAUAUAUGGGAGAAUGGCAGAAGACUCUACGGGCUGCAGCAUAAAGGAAUUCCUUGAUAGUAUCCCGGCGAAGAGAUACUCUCAGCUCACGCAGGCUACCGACAGGAUCGAGAUAAGCACUCCUAUAGAGUUUGCCUCGUUGGCAGGAUUCAGUCUUUACUUUCGGGAGACAUUACAACUGGAUCCAGAAUUUGUGCAGAAAUGCAAUCAAGAUACACACAAAUCGCUACUUACGCUUGCACUUGGCCUUUCGCUUAUAGAUAACGAUCACGUCGCGAGUAGACACCUCACUAUAGCAGAAGGUUUAGAGGUUUCUCGAUUACUGCUAGAUAACGGGUAUAAAGAUCCGGAGGCGUUUAGUAGAUUAAUAUCCUUCUUAGCCAUGUCUCGUUCUAACGACAGAAGUCGGCGUCAGUCCAUCGAUAUCGUCAUUCAUUUCCUCGAGACCGGCCACGAUCCAAAUAUGCCUUUGACCAUCUAUGAAUUGUCGGAAAGGGGUGAUAGGCGCACUGCUUUGACGUGCACGACGUUACAUCUCGCGCCUCCAGAGAUCGUACCGUCGCUGCUUGUCCACGGUGCCGACCCCAACGCCAAAGACUCCGAAGGGAAAACGCCUCUAGAGAGGCUCUGCUGCAAUGUCUCCCCCCUUACGAGAAUGCAAAUUUAUCUCCAUGGAAAUCACGCCAGAAGUGUGCCGGACUCCUAUCAGGUGGCUUGCAUGCUGCUUAAUGGAGGCGGGAAGCCACCUCCAUGGUCAGAUCUGUCUUGGGGUAGGCUUCUGAGUCUGUUUGCUGAGAAAGGAUAUGAUGUGGAACCACUUCAGCCUCAAUGUCCUGCUUUUACAUCGGGGAAACCAGCGGCCAAGCCUAAGCCUGCCUUGAAGUCCAUUAUGAAAUCACGUAAAAAACAUUGGUUUCAAUGGAAAUAACAACCAAUUUCUGUUGGAUGCAUUUGCAUUUUAGAUAUUGUUUGAUUUUCCUUUGUCGCAUUAUAUACCAAGCUGCACAUUUACGAAGAUAAGAACUUGGCUGUUUUGCAUUUAUCUGUGGAAUUAGGUAGCAUGGCAUAACAAAUUUCUCAUACUAUCAUUAAAUACCAUACGCAUUGAUGUGGGAUUGAGUUCAGGGAUAGCUUUUGGGAAAACGUACGUUAUAUCACAUUUUUCACAGAGACACCUAGGAGAAAGGAUGCCUCCAGUGCGUAUAGCCGUAGGUUUUUAUAGUAGGUACCUGUUUAAAUCAUGGAGGGGAUCUCACAAAUCGGCACACUAACCCCUUAUCUUUCGACAGGAGUCGGCAUUGAGAAUAGGGAUGUCGGAACUGGAGUUUGAGAAUUUACGAGUGUACCUAAGAUAUAAUUCUGCAUUUAGUACUCUAUAGAACGUUGAAUUUGCAUGUAUAGCCCAAUUUUUUCAUAAGGCAUAUCAUCUGCAAACUUCCUAUUCAUACGUUCAUAGAAAACUCACAAUGGACUAGCCCAAGUAUUUCCCUCAUCAAAAGAACUGUCCCUCAGUCAUCUACUUAAC